Molecule: messenger RNA, 1359 nt
Organism: Penicillium argentinense
Lineage: Eukaryota; Fungi; Ascomycota; Eurotiomycetes; Eurotiales; Aspergillaceae
Exons: 1
Coding region: 1-1359 (452 amino acids)
Source: RefSeq, a predicted model, not a curated record
AUGUAUCCCUGGCAUGAAAGGCUAAAGUCAUGGGCCCAGGGUACGGGCCUUCGCAUCGAUGCCCUCGGCCUCGUCACGCUGCUCGGCGCGGAGGAAAUGGACCGCAGUAUCGGUCGGCUGAUGUCGAGCGAAUAUUUCGACUAUCUACCAUUACUCGGAGCCUUCGUCGUCGCAGGAAACCGAUUCACAGAAAGAAAGACCGGCUUCACACUUUACAACAUCACGGCGGGGAUCGUGACGCAUGAAUUGGCCGGAUGGGUUUCGCGAUGGAUACAAACACAGGAUCUCCACAAGGUCCGCAGCAAAGUGACCUGGGAGGUUGUCGAUCGGCCUCGCCGGUGGAAAUGGAUCAAAUUCAUCGUUGGCUUUGUCAUGAUCAGUUUACCGCUACACGGUAUACUGAUCGCCUUCACCGUGCUGUCCGCUGACUGGUGGGGCUUUGCGAAUGUUGUCGCGAUGAUUAUCUCGGUGAUUGUGCGAUGUGCACAAGUAUCCGAGAACCAAGCCGGGAUAGACAAGAAUGUCCUGGAUGCAAGGAAAGUAGCUCAAGACAAAAUGUCGGAAUAUGACCAGGCAAUGGCGAAGAUCGAGGAGCGACGUCGAAAGGGAGAGAACAUGGAGGGAAUCAAACUCCCGUCUGAACCUACUGAUUUCGAUAUUGCAAAGGUCAUCGUCGUGACGGAGGAAUCCAAAGUCGUCACGCUUGCUGCGCCUAAUUAUCUUGUCAAAUCGAUCUUCACGGCAUACCCGCGCAUUCCGAAUCGCUUACUUUACCUCUUCUGCCGUAUCAUCGGGUGGAUCGCAUUCGCCGUGCAUGUCAUCAGUAUCGGCAUGGCGGAACUCCCGACGCAAAUCUGUUCGGUCGUCCUCAUAAUCGUUGCCACGGUCCUGACGGGGUACAAUGUUGGUUGUGAGGACUCGAAGCUGUGGUUGAAUAUCCGGAAGAAGAUGGGAUAUAGUCCCUGCGAGGACCAGCCGCUGACUUGUUGGGUUACCUCCAAAUUGAAGGUCACUAUAUCUUCAUAUCCGGAAGAGUGGACGAGGUGGAGCCCACCUCCGAAAGAGCAAGUGCAUCAAAGGAUAGAGGAGGUGCAGGAGAAGGGAUCGAAGCGGUCGUGGGGUAGGAAAAAGACUUCAGUCGAUAUAGAGAGCCCCCCGCCACAUAAUAGUCCAGAGCCGAUUCAGGAACGGCGUCAGGACCUUUAUGUUUGGCUGGACUUGACAAAGGAGCAGGACGACUGCCUUAGUGCAUGGGGGUUGAUCCCUCAUAGCGCGGAAUGGAAAAACGGAUAUCAGGAGAAGAAGAAGAUCCAUCGUCAGAGGACUUUGGCUAUGACAGGCCCGGCGAGGACAUUAUAG